UCAUCUUUGAUGGUCUAGAUGAAUGCCGACUCCGACUAGACUUCUGGAGAAAUGAGAUAUUGACUGAAGUGACACAGACCACGUCAUUGGAUGUUCUCCUGACAAAUCUCAUCAAGGGUAAUCUACUUCCCUCUGCUCUCCUUUGGAUCACUUCUCGACCAGCAGCAGCCAAUCAAAUUCCGCCUCAGAAUAUUGACCGAGUCACAGAAGUACAAGGGUUCAGCGACCCUCAGAAGGAGGAGUACUUCAGAAGGAGAAUAUGUGAUCAGAAACUUGCCAACAAAGUCAUUUCUCAUAUUAGAUCAUCAAGAAGUCUCCACAUUAUGUGCCACAUACCAGUGUUUUGCUGGAUUGCUGUUAAUGUUCUUGAGGUUCUUCUUGAGAUGCCUGGAGUUGAGCAAGUUCCAAAGACUCUGACAGAGAUGUACACAUAUUUCCUUGUAUUUCAAACCAAGCAGAGGAGUCUGAAGUUUGAAGGAGUUUAUGACACAGAUCCACAGUGGAACCGGGCUAGUCUGAUCGCUCUUGGAAAGUUGGCCUACGAACAGCUGGAGAAGGGCAACCUGAUCUUUUAUGAAGAUGACCUGAGAGACAGUGGUAUUGAUGUCAGAGAAGCAGCAGUACACUGUGGAAUUUGCACCCAGAUCUUUCAUGAAGAGUCAGGCCUUCAUCAGGAAAAGUUGUACUGUUUUGUGCACCUGAGCAUCCAGGAAUAUCUUGCAGCUUUGUAUGUGAUCCUGAUGUUUAUAACGGAAGGGAAAGAUCUCAUGUCCCCACAGCAGGCCCCCAGAGCUGUUGAAAGCAGUCCAGUGCAUAACUCCAUGACGACUUUGCAGAAGAGUGCUGUGGACAAAGCCUUGGAACAUGAAGAUGGGCACUUUGAUCUUUUCCUCCGUUUCCUUCUUGGCCUCUCUCUGGAAUCCAACCAGAAGCUCCUACGUGGCCUACUACAGAGAGUACACAAUGAAGGCAAAGAGGAAAUAACCAGUUACAUUAAGACAAAGAUCAGGGAGAUUCCAUCAUCAGAAAAAGUUGUCAACCUGUUCCACUGUCUGAAUGAAGUCAAUGAUCACUCCUUAGUGACGGAGGUCCAGAGCUUCCUGAGUGCAGGGACACUUUCAGCAGCCAAACUCUCAUCCACACAGUGGUCAGCUCUCGUGUUUGUGCUUCUGACAUCAGAAGAAAAGCUGGAUGUAUUUGACUUGAAGAAGUACAGCAGAUGUGAUGAAUGUCUCCUAAGGCUGCAACCAGUGAUGGAGGAAUCCCAAAAGGCUCUGCUGAACAGUUGUGGGCUCACUGAGAGGAGCUGUGCAGGUCUGGCAUCUGUCCUCACCAAAGCAUCUUCAAGGCUGAAAGAUCUGGACCUCAGUGACAACAAUAUUGGAGACAGUGGGGUCCAAAAAUUAUGUUGUGGACUGGGUAACCCAAACUGUGCACUGGAGACACUCAGGCUGUCUGACUGCAGUAUCACAGAGAAGGGCUAUUCUGGUCUGGCUUCAGCCCUGAGGGUAAAUCCCAAAUACCUCAGAGAUCUUGAUCUCAGAGGAAAUGAUCCAGGGAAAUCUGGAGUCAAACUGCUUUUAGACCUAAAGGAGGAUCCACAAUAUACACUGAGAAAUGUCCAGUUCCUGAAAAGUAGUGCUGCUGAGGAAGCCUGUGCUGCUGUGGCUUCAGCUGUGGGUUCAAACCCCUUACUCAUGACUACCCUGAAUCUGAGUAAUCACAUACCAGGAGACUUGGGAGUGACUCAGCUGUGUGCUUUACUGCAGGAUCCCCACUGCACACUGCAGACAUUACGUCUGUCAUACUGCAGUAUUGGAGAGGAAGGCUUCAGAGCUCUUGCAUCAGCACUGAGAUCAAACCCCUCACACAUGAGAGAGCUGCAGCUGAGUUAUAAUAAAGCAGGAGACUCAGGAGUGAAGCAUCUUUCUUCUCUUCUGGAGGAUCCCAACUGUAAACUGGAGAAACUACACCUGCAGAACUGCAGUAUUGGAGAUGAAGGCUUCAGAGCUCUUGCAUCAGCACUGAGAUCAAACCCCUCACACAUGAGAGAGCUGCAGCUGAGUUAUAAUAAAGCAGGAGACUCAGGAGUGAAGCAUCUUUCUUCUCUUCUGGAGGAUCCCCACUGUAAACUGGAGACACUAGACCUGCAGAACUGCAGUAUUGGAGAUGAAGGCUUCAGAGCUCUUGCAUCAGCACUGAGAUCAAACCCCUCACACAUGAGAGAGCUGCAGCUGAGUUAUAAUAAAGCAGGAGACUCAGGAGUGAAGCAUCUUUCUUCUCUUCUGGAGGAUCCCAACUGUAAACUGGAGACACUACACCUGCAGAACUGCAGUAUUGGAGAUGAAGGCUUCAGAGCUCUUGCAUCAGCACUGAGAUCAAACCCCUCACACAUGAGAGAGCUGCAGCUGAGAGGGAAUAAAGCAGGAGACUCAGGAGUGAAGCAUCUUUCUUCUCUUCUGGAGGAUCCCCACUGUAAACUGGAGACACUAGGCUUCAUGAAGAGCCAUGUGUCCCCUCUCAUCUAA
Molecule: messenger RNA, 2528 nt
Organism: Alosa alosa (allis shad)
Lineage: Eukaryota; Metazoa; Chordata; Actinopteri; Clupeiformes; Clupeidae
Product: ribonuclease inhibitor-like
Exons: 9
Coding region: 324-2528 (734 amino acids)
Molecular function (GO): protein binding
Source: RefSeq, a predicted model, not a curated record